Molecule: messenger RNA, 2429 nt
Organism: Porites lobata
Lineage: Eukaryota; Metazoa; Cnidaria; Anthozoa; Scleractinia; Poritidae
Source: the annotation of a GenBank genome assembly
AUGCGUGAAUAUGCCAAACGUCAAGCUGGUGAACACAACACUUUUCAAAAUAUUCAUAAAGACCGUGGAAAAAAUUCACAGCAACUCAAAGAAGCUAAGAGGUUACAUGACGAAGCAGGUGUAGCUGAAGGUCUUUGUGGUUUGGAGGAAAUAGACAAAUUCCAAGACUACCUUGGUCCGCAAGGCUACAGAAUAAUUGUGGUAGACGCUUGUAGAGGUGGCGUGAUUUUUAAAGGUGACGCAUUUAAAGAAGCUAAGAAGAUCAUUGCUAUAGUGAAAUCUGUGUAUGAAGAUGAAAAGGGAGAUUUGAAAGCCCACUAUGAUGGUCUGUAUUCCAUCUCAGGCUUCAUGAAUCGCAGCUACUUUUGUUAUCGCUGCUGUAAGGGGUACAAUACAGAAAAUAGCGCCCAUCAUAAUUGUGAGCGAGGAAUUGCCCUGGUUGUUUAAGAAGAAAGACGGAUGACGACGAAGGCUGUAUAGAUUUUACCUUUGGGGUAAAACCAGAUAGAAGUUGUAUCAUUUGUAGACGUGAGUUUUAUGGUGAAGUCUGUAUUCAAAAUCACCUGAUCAAAGAAGCUUAUAAAGACCCAUCUUUAAAAAUUAUGACACAAUUAAUUGAGGAUGAGUUGGACGAGGAUCUUUCGGACAGAGUGAAAAUGAUAAGUGUUUGUGAUCAAUAUCGUAAAUGCAAAGAUUGUGGUGUAACAUAUAAAGUAAAAGAAGACACAUCCCACAAAUGUCUUCGUGCUAUGUGUAAACAUUGCUUAGAGUAUGUCAACAUUUACGAACAUAAAUGUUUCAUCACCUCUGAGGAGGAAAAAUGUUCUAAACGCACCUUAAAAGAAUUUCAAAAGCAGAAAAGAGAGAAAGAAAAACUGUAUACAGAAUUGUAUGGAGAAGAGGAUGCAAAGGAUGAGUUUAAACAGAAAGUAAUUGAUGAUUUGAUGAAACAACGUAAAAGAAAGGUUGACGAAUUGAAUGCUAUCAACAAUGGUAUUCCUAUGGAAGAAAUAAUGAGAAGAAGAGAACAGCAACGAUUAGACGAUUUAUGUGAAAGAGCGAUACAGCAAUUGCAAGAAAGGGGUGUAGCCUUGGAGGCUAUUACACAGGACAUGGUAGAUCGUGAAGUGAGAAGAAACCAAAAACAAGAAGAAGAUUUAACAUCACAACAGGAGCCAAGCACAAUCAUGAUCUUUGCUGAUGUGGAAUGUUUACUGGAUAGCAGCAACACAUUCGUACCUAUUUUGAUCUGUUAUGCAAGACAUGACGAUGACACUAUUUAUCAUCAUUGGGGUACCAAUUGUAUCCAAACUUUCAUUGAAACCAUGAUCUAUUGGUCUAAUCAAGAUAAGAAGGAAGAAGACACCAAAGAGCUACAUAUUUUCUUUCACAAUUUGAAAGGUUUUGAUGGCUGUUUUAUGAUAGAUGCGCUUUACAAGAUGAACUUGAAAGUGACUGAGAUCAUGGCAACGGGCACCAAAGCUUUACAUUUCAAGCACAGAAAUCUUGUGUUUAAAGACUCUCUCUCCUUUCUGAAUAUGCCGCUGACCAAUUUCACAAAGACUUUUGGACUAACAGAGUUGAAAAAAUGCUGGUUUCCUCACAAGUUUUCCAAGUUGGAGAAUUUAGAGCAUGAAGGCAUGAUUCCAGACCUAAGUUAUUACAACACCAAACAUAUGAAGGUAGACAAGAAAAAAGAAUGUGAAACUUGGCAUGCAAACGAAGUAUUGAAAGGAGAGGUUUGGAACUUUCGCAAUGAAUUACUAUCGUAUUGCAAAAGCGAUGUCCAACUCAUGAAAGAAGGCUGUCUCAAAUUUGCAGAGGACACCAAACGUGAUGCUGGGUUCAACCCUCUUUUACAGGGUAUCACAUUUGCCUCCACGUGUCACUACUUUUGGCGCAAUCAUCAAAUGCAACCCAAAACCAUUGCCGUAGAACCUUUACAUGGUUGGGGAGGUCUGAAAACGAGUCAGAGUAAAGUCGCAUUUCAAUGGCUGUCUUACCAAGACAAACAACUUGGUGGAAAUCGUAUCAAACACGCACGCAAUGGUGGAGAACAAUUGAUCCAAGUAAAGAGGGGGAAAGUGAAAGUGGAUGGUUAUGAUCCCAUCACCAAGACCGUCCAUGAAUUUCACGGCUGUGAAUUUCAUGGCUGCAAGAGAUGUAAGCCAAACGGUCGCCACAAAAACACCUUUCAUCACCCAGAUCGCACUGUGGAGGAACCGUAUCGAGCAACACUUAGAAAAACUGACUUGUUACAAGCAGCAGGUUACACGGUGAUAGAAAUCUGGGAGUGCGACUUUAGAAAAGCAGUCAACAACAAUGACCUGAAAGAGCUGCUAAAGACCAUGACGUGGGUUUCGCCACUUGAUCCACGUGAUGCAUUUUAUGGGGGUAGAACAGGGUUGGCAAAAUGUUAUCACAAAGGU